This is a messenger RNA of Glarea lozoyensis ATCC 20868, 906 nucleotides long. RefSeq names its product Ribosomal protein S2. The transcript has 3 exons. The record is from RefSeq and is a predicted model, not a curated record. Gene Ontology annotation, biological process: cytoplasmic translation; ribosomal small subunit assembly. Bases 1 to 906 code for a protein of 301 amino acids. Gene Ontology annotation, cellular component: cytosolic small ribosomal subunit; 90S preribosome; ribosome. Lineage: Eukaryota; Fungi; Ascomycota; Leotiomycetes; Helotiales; Helotiaceae. Gene Ontology annotation, molecular function: structural constituent of ribosome.
AUGGCUCCUUCCAAUCUCCCACCAAUCUUCAAUGCUACUCCUCAGGAUAUUGAGAUGCUCCUGAGCGCUCAAUGCCAUCUCGGAUCCAAGAACUUGCAGGUUCACAUGGACCCUUACCUCUGGAAGACUCGCCCUGACGGAAUCAAUGUUAUCAACAUUGGAAAGACCUGGGAGAAGAUCGUUCUCGCUGCCCGUAUCAUCGCAGCUGUUGACAACCCAGCCGAUAUCUGUGUCAUCUCUGCUCGUCCAUAUGGUCAACGUGCCGUUCUCAAGUUCGCUGCCCACACUGGUGCCGUCGCCAUUGCCGGUCGUUUCACACCUGGUAACUUCACCAAUUACAUCACCCGAUCCUUCAAGGAACCACGUCUCAUUAUUGUCACCGACCCACGUACCGAUGCUCAAGCUAUUAAGGAAGCUUCCUAUGUCAACAUUCCAGUCAUCGCUCUUUGCGACACUGACUCUCCAACUGAGUUCGUCGAUGUAGCUAUCCCAACCAACAACAAGGGUCGUCACGCUAUCGGUUUGGUCUGGUGGAUGUUGGCUCGUGAGGUCCUCCGUCUCCGUGGUUCUAUCGCCAACCGCGAGACUGAGUGGGACGUCAUGGUUGAUUUGUACUUUUACCGUGAUCCUGAGGCUGAGGAGAACAAGGAGGCCAUUGAGGACAAGGUUCCAGGCUCCGAGGAGGUCACCUCUACCACCGAGACCGGCUUUGGAGGUGCUGGUGCAAGUGAUUGGGAGGUUACUGGUACAUCUGCUGCCUUUGCUGGUGCAAGUGCUGCCGAUACUCCAGCUGCUGGUGGUAGUGCAUCAUGGGAUGCUGCUGCUGCUCCCGGUGAAGAGUGGGCUGCUGCUCCAGCUGCUGCUGGUGAGUGGGGUGCCGCCGAUCCAAAGGCUGAGCAAUGGUAA